This is a messenger RNA of Malassezia sympodialis ATCC 42132, 1191 nucleotides long. RefSeq lists its product as uncharacterized. Gene Ontology annotation, biological process: proteolysis. Gene Ontology annotation, molecular function: aspartic-type endopeptidase activity. The record is from RefSeq and is a predicted model, not a curated record. Lineage: Eukaryota; Fungi; Basidiomycota; Malasseziomycetes; Malasseziales; Malasseziaceae.
AUGAAGUUUCUGGUUGCCAUUGUUGCUGGCCUGUUCGCUACUUCAGCUGUAUCUGCAGGUGCUCAAAAUGACAACGAGAUUCAACUCAGUCGGCGCAACAUGUUUAUCAAAGCUAACAACGAGCUGGACAUCAAGGCUCUUUCGCGUCACUUCAACAGCAUGAACCAUAAGUAUAAGAGUAUGAUGCGCAACUACCACAAAAACACUGGUAAGGAGCAUCCCCUCCUGCGAUUCAUUUCGGACCUUCUGGACCUUGAUAAGGACAAGCGUGGCACGACUAACCUGCCGCUGAAGGAUGUUAUGCAGGAGCAACUCUGGGCCGGUCAGGUUUCUUUUGGCGGACAAUCAUUUUUGAUCGACUUUGACACGGGCUCGGCAGAUAUGAUUGUUAACCCUGGUGCUUAUGACCCGCAGAAGUCGCAGUCGGCCAAGUCGUCUGGCCAAAACUUCCGGACUGCGUAUGGCGAUGGCACGACCGCGCAGGGUACAGUUUUUACGGAUGACUUCAAGAUUGGUUCCCUUUCGGCCAAGAAUGUGGCGGUGGGUCACUCGAAGACCACAUUUAUUGAAAACGAAGGUGGCAACGAGGGUAUCGCUGGUAUGAGCUUCUCUAGCCUUUCAGCCUUCCCUGGCGACUUCAAGCCUUUCUUCUACAAGCUGAUGGAACAGAAGCAGGUGCCGCACGGUGUCUUCCAGUUCACUCUUAAGAAAGGCGAGGGCUCUACGCUGACGCUGGGUGCGGUUGACACGUCCAAGUACAGCGGUAGUCCCGUGUGGUCAGGCGUGGAUGCCGACCAGGGCUUCUGGGCUACCCAGGCAAGCGUGAAUGGCGUUAAGAUCAACGCGAUUGUGGAUUCAGGCUCAACUAUUAUUACCGGUCCGAUCGACCAGGUGCGCCAGGUUUUCUCGAAGAUUGGCGGGCUGCAAACCUUUACGGAGCAGGGCCAGCUCUUUGCUACGUACGACUGCAACACUACGCCUGGAAUUACUAUGAACUUUGGCGGCAAAGACUUCAAGUUCUCUAAGGAUCAAACUGGCUAUGGCCAGCAGGGUGGCCGUUGUGUGCUGUCGAUCUGUGGUCAGGAGCAACUGCCGAUGAACGCAUGGAUCGUUGGUGACUCGUUCUUCUUGGGCACCUCGGUGAUCUUUGACAUGGAGAACAGCCGCCUUGGUUUUGCUCCCCAGAAGUAA